Branchiostoma belcheri (Belcher's lancelet) is the source of this 1019-nucleotide messenger RNA. RefSeq names its product proline-rich protein 2-like. The coding region runs from base 43 to 720 and encodes 225 amino acids. The transcript has 2 exons. The record is from RefSeq and is a predicted model, not a curated record. Lineage: Eukaryota; Metazoa; Chordata; Leptocardii; Amphioxiformes; Branchiostomatidae.
UAAGACUUUUCUGCCGCCUUGUAUCACUGAUCUCGACUCAACAUGAAGUGGCUCGUGGCCCUAGCAGCAGCUGCUGUUCUCGUAUCAGCGGUGGCCGCUCGUCCUGUCAAAAGGCAGUUUCGACCCCCUGGCCCGGACGGCUUCCACCAUCCCCCGCCUCCUGACGGCACCCGGCCUCCACCACCCGAGGGCACCAGGCCUCCACCGCCCGAGGGCACCAGGCCUCCACGCCCGGAUGGAUUCCACCACCCUCCACCUCCUGACGGUACCAGGCCUCCACCGCCCGAGGGCACGAGGCCUCCACCGCCCGAGGGCACGAGGCCUCCACCUCCCGAGGGCACCAAGCCUCCACCGCCUGAGGGCACCAGGCCUCCACGCCCGCCGCCCAGCAAAAGGCAGUUCCAACCCCCUCGCCCGGAUGGAUUCCGUCCGGAUGGAUUCCGCCCGGAUGGAUUCCACCACCAUCCCCCUCCCGAGGGCACCAGGCCUCCACCACCCGAGGGCACCAGGCCUCCACCAAUCAUCGACGGAUUUGCCUUGACCCGACCUCCACCUCCCGAAGGCACAAAGCCUCCACCUCCCGAUGGAACCAGGCCUCCACCGCCCGAGGGCACUCGGCCUCCACCACCCGAGGGCACCAGGCCUCCACCACCCGAGGGCACCAGGCCUCCACCGCCCGAGGGCACCCGGCCUCCACGCCCGCCGCCCAGCUGGCAGUAAAGAAUGAUUCAAAUAAAUUGUACUGCACAAUAUCUUAGUGUGUAUUUCUUUAAUGAUCUUCAAUCCAUCCACAUAACAAUUCAGGUAUCUUUUAUUAGUAACUCGGUACAACAGAAACUUCACUAAAGUUGGUCACAGAAGCGAGAUUCGAAGUUACGAAAAUUUUAUGAUUCAGACUUCACUCAAGAUCUGCUUGGAGAUUACUGGUUCAUAUAUGCAAGAAAUAACACAGUCAAUCAGAUAAAACAAGCACUGUAUAGUUUGACUAUGAACAUGACCGAAAAUUAUGGGCAGGGGGU